Molecule: messenger RNA, 1385 nt
Organism: Owenia fusiformis
Lineage: Eukaryota; Metazoa; Annelida; Polychaeta; Sabellida; Oweniidae
Source: the annotation of a GenBank genome assembly
UUAUAUAAAGCCUACAUAAUCCAACUUCUUGCAAGUUCAAUGAGGAAUGAUGUUGAGGAGAAUUUACGAUAGCGUGGAUCUCCAACGUAGGAUGAGAUUCAGAAUGGCUGCAGUAAGUGUCAAGGUAAACCCUAUCGGGAUUGUCCUGAUUCUAGUCUUGUUUGGCAGUGUUGUCUUCUACUUAUUAGGUGGAAUAGAUAUAUUUAAAAGGCGGGAAACUAUUAGCAUGAGAGAACUAUUGUCAGUCAGCAUUGAACUUGCAAAAAGAGGCGGUGAAAGAGUGAGGGAAAUCAGAAAUGAUGACAACUUGGCAGAAAAAGUCAAGGGAAAAACUCAACAGGGUAAAAAUGAGUAUGUCACAAGUGGUGAUAUGGAAUCACAUCGAGCUAUAUACUAUGGAUACUUCAAAUCCUUUCCAGGCAUAAAUGUUGUCUCUGAAGAGCAUGAACAUGAACCAGCUGACUUUAAAUCAAUUCCAACAGUCAGUAAACGUCUUGCUGAGGUACUGGAUAGGACAAAUUCUGAUAGCCAAGUAGCCCUAGAUGAUGUCACAGUCUGGAUGGACCCCUUAGAUGCAACACAAGAAUACACAGAAAAGCUUACAGAGUAUGUUACUGUGAUGACAUGUGUAGCAUUGAGGGGACGUCCUGUCAUGGGGAUCAUACACAAACCCUUCGCUCAGAAAGGGGAGGGAGAAACAAUAUGGGCAUGGGAAGGCUAUGGCCACUCCAAGAAUCUUAUAGUGCCAGAAGACCAGGAUAAAGAGAAAGAGGGGAACGAAUACAAGAUUAUAGUCUCUAGGUCACAUGCUGGUGAAGUGGAAAGUAUUGCAAAGAAAACAUUUGGUGAGAAAACCAAAGUUGUCCCAGCAGGUGGAGCAGGGUUUAAAUCUAUAGAAGUUGCCCUGGGUAACGUUGAUGCCUAUGUUCAUACAACACUCAUUAAGAAAUGGGAUAUAUGUGCAGGAAAUGCAAUAUUAAAUGCCAUAAAAGGCAAAAUGACAACACUGGAUGGUAGCUAUAUAGACUAUUCAGAUGGUAACAAGCCUAAAUGUGAAGGGGGACUUUUAGCUACAAUAUCUGAGAAAAGACAUGGGGACUAUGUUGAGAAAUUAAAGCCUAUGGCGGAAGAAGUAAAAGAAAAAAUUAGUCAUCCAAAAAAUUUGAGAAGGCUUCCAGAACUUGGACCUCGUUCUUCCAGAAAAAGGAAGGAACGUAGUGGUUGAUGUAUGGAGGAUGCGUUUGGAGGAUGAUUAUCAUUAGGAAGAAGUUCUUUGACUUAAAAUGGAAAAUGUUGCAAAUGGCACCAAAUGAUAGUACAUACAUAUUAAGUAUAUAUUAAGUACAGUAUUACAGCUCACAUAUUAAAUAUACCAGUACAUUUAA